AAAAGACCAAAAUUCUAUCUUUCGCUCAGUUCACUUCAACCUUUGGCAAGAAGACGACACUCGAAAGAAAUAUUCAAUCGGAUAUUACAGUCUUCGGUGGUUCCAACAAAAUUUCAAAAUGCGCUUUUUUGUGAUUAUCGCCGCUUGCAUCGGAAUUGCUUCGGCGCAGUCUGGUUAUGCUGGGGCUGGAGCUUCAGCAAGCGCACAAUCAGGAGUGAGAAUUCUGCCUACACCGCUCGUUUACCAGGAUCAAGUCGGUAAUGCAGCCCCAUUAGGCGCUGGAGCUCAGGCAGGCGCACAGGCAAGUGCUGGUGCUGGGGCAGGUGCAUAUCCAGGACAGCAACAAGGAUUCAGAGGUCUAUCUCAGGCGGGAGCACAGGCACAGGCAAGUGCUAAUGCUGCGGCAGACUACAAUGCUGGCUACCAGGCAGGACUUCGUGCGGGUGCUUCCGCGGGUGCUUCCGCGGGUGCCUCGGCUGGAUCUGUUGGCAUUGCCGACACACGGUUCGGUGGCUCCGGUGCAAUCUCCGGAGCUUCGGCAAGCAGCAACAGUUUCGCCUCUGGUUCCGCCGGUGCUUACAGCUCGGCCGAUGCAAAGACCGAGGUCCGCUUUGCUGCUCCAGUAGUCCAGAAGAACUUCUACUACCAUGUGGCACCCGAGGAGCCGAAGGCCGCCGCCGAAGCUAACACGCUGACCAUCACGCCCCGCAAACACUACAAGGUCAUCUUCAUCAAGGCCCCGACUGUCAGUGCCGAUGCCGCUGCUAAGGCUCAGGCUGCCAGCAAAACUGAAGAGAAGACGAUCGUCUACGUGCUCGUUAACAAGCCUGCCAAGGCAAAGGCCGGUUCGUCCUCUGAGGCUAGCUCGUUCGCAUCUGCCAAGCCAGAAGUAUACUUUGUUAAGUACCAGGGCAAGGACGCAAGGGCUGCCUCUACCGCUAUUGCUCAGGCUGGUGCUACUUCUCAGGCUGGUGCUACUUCUCAGGCUGGCGCUACUGCUGCUGCUAAAGCUCAGGCUGGUGCAGGCAGUGGUUUUGGUGGCAAUGCAGGCGGUAGCUUCGCAAAUGCUGGCGCUGCUGCAGGAGCAGGAUAUAACAACAACUCCGGUCGAGGUGGAUCGUUUGGUAACGCCGGUGCCAGUGCAGCCGCGGGUGCCCAAGCUGGUGGGUUUGGAAACGGACCUUCCUAUGCAGGUGCUAACGCUGGUGCUUCCGCUGGCGGUAAUAGUGAAUUAACCUAUUCCAAAGCGUCCACCAUCAGUUGUACUUGGAGUUCCAUUUUUGCUGCCUGUUUGGCUGUCGCUUCCGCUGAUAUUGGUCUGAAGCUUCGUCAGGCAGCAGCUGCUGGUGCUGCAACCAGCUAUGACGUUGGACAACAGUCCGUAUCCGUAGACUAUGCGCCAGCGGUAUUCGAAGACUCUGUCGUUGGUGGUGCUGAUUUGGGUGGACGAUCUUCUUCCUUCGGAUCUGCAGGUGCAUCUGCAGGUGCUUUGGCAGGUGCUUCAGCAGGUGCUUCCGCCGGUGCUUCCGCCGGUGCUUCUGCAGGUGCUUCAGCAGACUACAAUGCUGGCUACCAGGCAGGACUUCGUGCUGCUUCCGCGGGUGCCUCGGCCAAUGCUAACGCUGGAUCUGUUGGCGUUGCCGACACACGGUUCGGUGCCUCCGGUGCAUUCUCCGGAUCUUCGGCAAGCAGCAACAGUUUCGCCUCGGGAUCCGCCGGUUCGUCCGCCGGUUCGUCGGCCGGCGCUUCCAGCUCGGCCUUUGCAAAGACCCAGGUCCGCUAUGCUGCUCCAGUAAUUCGCAAGAACUUCUACUACCACGUGGCACCCGAGGAGCCGAGGGCCGCCGCCGAAGCUAACACGCUGACCAUCACGCCCCGCAAACACUACAAGGUCAUCUUCAUCAAGGCCCCGUCUGUCAGUGCCGAUGCCGCUGCUCAGGCACAGGCUGCCAGCCAAACAGAGGAGAAGACGAUCGUCUACGUGCUCGUUAACAAGCCUGCCAAGGCAAAGGCCGGUUCGGCCGCUGAUGCUAGCUCGUUCUCAUCCGGCAAACCGGAGGUCUACUUUGUCAAGUACCAGGGCAAGGAUGCUCAAGCCCUUGCUUCCUCUGGUGCCAGUGCAUCCUCCGGUGCCUCGGCAUAUAGUGGUGCCGCUGCCGAUGCAUUCAGCGGUGCUAACGCUGGUGCAAAUGCUUUCGGUUCCGCUGUGGGCGAUGCUGGUUUGGGUUCUGCAGGAUCGUUCGCUGGUGCAUCCAGCUUAGCCAGUGCGGGAGCCAGUGCUAAUGAUUACGACUUCAACGUGCGUUUAGACGGCCUGUCCGGGGCAUCUGCUGGAAGUGCCGGAUUCAGCGCUGCAGAAGCUGGAGCCGGUGCCACGUCGUUUGGUGGAGCCGCUGCCAAUGCUGAGGCAAGCGCUGGCGCUGUCAACACUGUUAUCUACUAAGGCGUCAAAGAACCUAAGCAAGUGAGCUAACCUCCAACUCAACCCAAAGCGCUUGUGUUUGUCUUGAGACAGUGCACAAUAAAGACUGUAGCGAUACACAAAAUGCCCGGCAGCCAAGCGAUGAGAUUACGUACGGACCAGGUUAAUUGCAAAUGAAGCGGAAAACCACUCACACCCAUCAUAUGUAUAGAAAGGAAAAACGAUAUUGAGCGUACCGAUGCUACGCCAUUGCUGCAUGAACUGUAUUCAAACUUUCACAGCGUUGCAAAGUUCUUACAUAGUUAUCCUUUCACUCUCUCUCUAUCACUCUUUUUCUUUUGCUUCCGCGUCUACCAAUUAAUCUUGUUUAUAUUUGUUUCCAAAACUAAGCUCAAUAAAAACAAAAACAUGUAUACAACAAUUAAAGCCACCCUGCAUUAUGAUUGAUUGCGAAAAGAAAAGAAACGAAAAGCGAAAUCCUUACAUCUUCAGAGCUUGUAUCUUAAUCUCACCACAUUAUGCAAACAGAAAAUCCCAUGGAUUGCAUAAUAUUUUUGUAGAUAGGAACACGAACGGAUCUAUGGGGGGCCAAACUUGGC
Messenger RNA from Anopheles funestus (African malaria mosquito), 3021 nucleotides. RefSeq names its product fibroin heavy chain-like. The transcript is spliced from 4 exons. Bases 119 to 2443 code for a protein of 774 amino acids. Lineage: Eukaryota; Metazoa; Arthropoda; Insecta; Diptera; Culicidae. The record is from RefSeq and is a predicted model, not a curated record.